CUUUUCAGUAUCGGGUAUUCCAUCCUCAUAAAAAAGAAAACUUUAAACCCAAUACCUGUUUUCUGUAGAAAUGCGAGCAGUUGCGAGCCAUCCGUUAAUCUCUAGAUUUCGGCCAUGCCUGACCUAUCAUCUUCUUCUUAGAACGAUUUCCGCACCUUCAACUUCUCAUCACUACACUACAGCGCCGACCCUCUCACAACCCUCUAAAGACCUGCAAAACCCUAACCCUCGGACUCUAACCCCGUCAGAAAAGCAAUUCGAUUCAUGGAUAAACAAACUCGGUCCUGGGUUUACUCCGUCGGACGUCGAUGUAGCCUUGCAGGCCCAAUCCGACCCGGACCUGGCGCUCGACAUUUUCCGUUGGACAGGCCAGCAGCGAGGUUACAAGCAUAACCCCUUGACUUACCUCCGUAUCAUCCAAAUCGCCAUCCAUGGUAAGCGUUAUGGGGUUGCAGAAACCCUAAUGGAGGAGGUCAUUGCUGGGGCUUGCGCGCCCAGCCUCCCUUUGUACAAUUGCAUGAUUAAAUUCUGCUGCGGGCGUAAAUCCUUGUUCAAUAGAGCAUUUGAUAUCUACAAGAAAAUGUUGAAAUGUGAAGAUGCUAAGCCUUCUCUGGAAACCUACACGCUAUUACUGAAUACGCUUCUCCCUAAAUUUAAUCGGUUAAGGGUUUCCUAUGUGUAUUUACAUUCUGUGAGAUCAUUAGCUACUCAAAUGAAGGCCUGUGGUGUGAUUCCCGAUACUUAUGUUAUGAAUAUGAUUAUAAAGGCUUAUUCAAAAUGUCUUGAGGUCGAUGAAGCAAUUCGGGUAUUUCGUGAAAUGGGAUUAUAUGGAUGUGAACCGAAUGCAUACACAUACAGUUAUUUAGCCAAAGCAUUUUGUGAGAAGGGAAAAGUGGAUGCAGGACUCAGGUUCUAUAAAGACAUGAGGGAUAAAGAUUUCAUUCCUAAGGGGAGUACUUAUAUGAUCUUAAUAUGUAGUUUAGCGUUGGAGAGGAGGUUUGAGGAUGCUAUUGAUGUGGCCUUUGAUAUGCUGAAUAAUUCGAUGUCUCUUGAUUUACUGACUUAUAAAACUGUGUUGGAAGAGAUGUGUAGGGAUGGGAAAGGGGAUGAUGCAUUUGACCUUCUUGAAGAAUUCAAAAAGAGGGAUAGUUUCAUGAACGAGAAAACCCACAGAUCUUUGUUAAGCGUGUUACAUUUUUUAGGUGGACACUGAUGGGCUGCUGUCUUCUUGAAGCUCUGUAGCCCCAUUAAAUAUGUUAUCUCUUUUGGCCUAAUUUGGAUAAUAGGCUGACUCACUGGCCUGGUACAAAUACUAGCAAAAUUGGCCCAUCCAGUGCUAACAUUUUGUAACAUGUCAUUGUGCAUCAUGGCAAUUAUCAUCAUUAUAUUUCUCUCAUAUGCGAUUCAGAGUGCCAUAUUUUUAUAUGCACACCUUCAGU
Molecule: messenger RNA, 1439 nt
Organism: Cuscuta epithymum
Lineage: Eukaryota; Viridiplantae; Streptophyta; Magnoliopsida; Solanales; Convolvulaceae
Source: the annotation of a GenBank genome assembly